AAUUUGUUUUCAAUAUGAGCUUAUUCCCAAAUUGGCUAACGGGUAUGUUUAAAGCCAGGCUAAAUUAAAGGAAUCCAAUUUUCUCACUAGUAUUUGGUAGCACAUGGGUUCAAGGAGACUACGUGUCAUAUCCAGAAGAGUUCUGUACAUGAACUGGACUUAAUUGCUCCGAGAGUCACUGGAGCUUUCUUUAAUCAGAAUGGAAAUCAGGAUAAGCUGAGGUCUUAUAGAUUAGUAAUACUUAAGGCAGAACAUUAACACCGUGCCUUGUAGCUGUUAGUUGGUAGAGGGAAAUUCAGGCUACCGUCACAAAACCUGCAGGUUAAAUUAUUUUCUCCUCCCUGCUUCUGUAGGUUCACAGGGUUCCCUUCUGAUCGAGUUUUUUGCCUGUGUUGUAAAGCUCUUUGGCUGAGAUGGAUGACAAAGAUAUUGACAAAGAACCAAGACAGAAAUUAAACUUUUCCUAUUGUGAGGAGACUGAGAUUGAAGGGCAGAAGAAAGCACAAGAAAGCAGGGAGGCUUCGAGCCAAACCCCAGAGAAGGGUGAGGUGCAGGAUUCAGAGGCAAAGGGUACACCACCUCGGACUCCCCUUAGCAACGUGCAGGAGCUCGACACAUCUUGGGAAAAAGACAAAGAAAGUCCAGAUCAGAUUUUGAGGACUCCAGUGUCACAUCCUCUCAAAUGUCCUGAGACACCAGCCCAAGAAGACAGCAGGAGCAAGCUGCUGCCGGGUGACAGCCCCUCUACUCCCAAAAGCAUGCUGAGCCGGUUGGCGAUUUCUCCAACAGGGAAGCUUCCCUCCAGGGGCCCUAAGCAUUUGAAGCUCACACCUGCUCCCCUGAAGGAUGAGAUGACCUCAUUGGCUCUGGUCAAUAUUAAUCCCUUCACUCCAGAGUCCUAUAGAAAAUUAUUCCUUCAAUCUGGUGGCAAGAGGAAAAUGCGAGGAGAUCUUGAGGAAGCUGGUCCAGAGGAAGGCAAGGGAGGCGGACUACCUGCCAAGAGAUGUGUUUUAAGAGAAACCAACAUGGCUUCCCGCUACGAAAAAGAAUUCUUGGAGGUGGAAAAAAUUGGUGUUGGCGAAUUUGGUACAGUCUACAAGUGCAUUAAGAGGCUGGAUGGAUGUGUUUACGCAAUAAAGCGCUCUAUGAAAACUUUUGCAGAAUUAUCAAAUGAGAAUUUGGCUUUGCAUGAAGUUUAUGCACAUGCAGUGCUUGGGCAUCACCCCCAUGUGGUACGUUACUAUUCCUCAUGGGCAGAAGAUGACCACAUGAUCAUUCAGAAUGAAUACUGCAAUGGUGGGAGUUUGCAAGCUGCUAUAUCUGAAAACACUAAAUCUGGCAAUCAUUUUGAAGAGCCAAAACUCAAGGACAUCCUUCUACAGAUUUCCCUUGGACUUAAGUACAUCCACAACUCUGGCAUGGUACACCUGGACAUCAAACCUAGUAAUAUCUUCAUUUGUCACAAGAUGCAAAGUGACUCCCCUGGAGUCAUAGAAGAAGUUGAAAAUGAAGCUGAUUGGUUUCUCUCUGCUGAUGUGAUAUAUAAAAUCGGUGACCUGGGCCAUGCAACAUCAAUAAAUGAACCCAAAGUGGAAGAAGGAGAUAGUCGCUUCCUGGCUAAUGAGAUUUUACAAGAGGAUUACCGGCACCUUCCCAAAGCAGACAUAUUUGCCUUGGGAUUAACAAUCGCAGUGGCUGCAGGAGCAGAGUCAUUACCCACCAAUGGUACUGCAUGGCACCAUAUCCGCAAGGGUAACUUUCCAGAUGUUCCUCAGGAGCUCUCAGAAAGCUUUUCCAGUCUGCUCAAGAACAUGAUCCACCCUGAUGCUGAACAGAGACCUUCUGCAGCAGCUCUGGCCAGAAAUAGAGUUCUCCGGCCUUCCCUGGGAAAAACAGAGGAGCUCCAACAGCAGCUGAAUUUAGAAAAGUUCAAAACUGCCACACUGGAAAGGGAACUGAGAGAAGCCCAGCAGGCCCAGUCACCCCAGGGAGAUAGCCAUCAUGAUGACACUGGGGUCUCUGGGACCCACACAGGAUCAAGAAGUACAAAACGCCUGGUGGGAGGAAAGAGUGCAAGGUCUUCAAGCUUUACCUCAGGAGAGCGUGAGCCUCUGCACUGAAGGAAGAAAAGGAAACAGCCCUUGGUUUGGCCUAUGGAUUAAGAGGUUGCUGUUGCUGAUUCCCCACGAAGGAUCCCAGGGACUCAUUGUACAUAGAAAGGAAUAGAAUUUAGUUUAGAGUUGAAGUCACAGCUUACAGGAAAUGUGCCUGGAUUUUCCACAGUGCUUCCCAGGUUAUAUGAUGCUGUUCCUGAGAGAAAAUUCCCAGUUUCUUGAGGAAGUGGGUCUCCUAAUGUAUACCCUUUCUGAUAUUGUAUUUAUUAAAUAAAUGGCUUCACCAUUAUGUGAGGUGGGUAAAAGUUAGACUGUAUGCAACUUGGACAUCUCUGAGCUGGCUGUCAACUUGCAGGACAAAAAUGCUGUGGGGAGGGGCUUCAGGGAAAACUUAAUGUGCCUGUGGUUGUUCUCCAUCUAUUUGCCCUGCCUCUCUUCUGGCUGUUCUGGUUGGUUUGAUAUUCCGGGUCUCACCAAUUUCUCAUGAUUUUUAUGAGAAUUUGGCUUUGUUUCCUGUUUUUUAAGAUCAUAUUUUAUCUAAAUCCUUUUUCUAUACACAUUUUAAAAGGAAUAGAAUACUGUAUUUUAAAUAAAGGGUUUUAUUUUGUCCAAAGCCUAAUUACAGGUAAAAUAUCCUUUGUAAAAUGUAACUAACAAAGAACAAGAAAUUUAUGUUGGAGAACAUUUUAUGAAUAAAAGGGUAAGAGAAUUCAGUGGGUCAGUAGUAACAGGUCUUGGUGGCAAGUGUUAGCUUCACAGAUCCAACAGUUAAUAAUGGUCAGGCUUUGCUAGAAAAUUAUGUUGGUCAUAAAGGUAUUUGAUAAGUUCUGUUUGUGUCAUCUUAGUGAAUGCAACCUGUUGAUGAUAAUGGCUUUUUUGCUGCUUGAUUUUCUUCUUUCCCCCUCAUUUUUAAAAGCUAAUUAAGUUUUUUUAAUUGAAUAAACCCUAAUACUAUUCUUU
Molecule: messenger RNA, 3074 nt
Organism: Mandrillus leucophaeus (drill)
Lineage: Eukaryota; Metazoa; Chordata; Mammalia; Primates; Cercopithecidae
Gene: WEE2
Product: WEE1 homolog 2 (S. pombe)
Exons: 12
Coding region: 414-2120 (568 amino acids)
Biological process (GO): regulation of meiosis I; mitotic cell cycle; protein phosphorylation
Cellular component (GO): nucleus
Molecular function (GO): ATP binding; magnesium ion binding; non-membrane spanning protein tyrosine kinase activity
Source: RefSeq, a predicted model, not a curated record